AUGUACAAAUUGUCGGUUAUUUUAUUUUGUUUUUAUUUGUUAUCUACGCAGAUAUAUUGCGGGAAAAUCCAGUACACGGACAAAUGCCAAAAAUAUAACUCAAAACACAAAACCGAAUUGUGCAAAUGGGGCAAAAAUAGUGGUUAUUUUAACCAAGUAACAAGUACAGAGAUAUAUCCUCAAGAUUCAAAAAUGUAUUUCCCCACCGAAAAAAAUACAAACUCUAGUAACAAAAACACCAUAGAAACAGUAACUAUAGAAAAUAAAAAUAUUUUUAAGACUGAACCUAAAUGUCCCGAGGGAUUUAAACUGGAUCAAACUGGAAAGUGCAGGGAAGAAAUUUUAAAUAAAUUUGUGAAAAUGAAAGUCAAAAUUUUUUUGUUCCUGUGUAUUUUAUGCUUGGGCAAUGUGGAGGGUGGACUUAUUUUCAAAAAAGUUGAAGAAACAGUGGGGAAAGUUGGAUGCAAAAUUCAUAAUAUCAGGAUGAAAAUUUUUCAUAAAAAUGAAAAUACCAAUGAUUGUGCUUAUGGAAAUCAGGAGGAAAACCAUGGUAUUAAAGGAAAACCAGAGCUAGCUUUUCCGGAUAUAAAACAAAAUGAAAUUGAUGAUACACAUAGCCCAAUAAAUAACUACAACAAUAAAAACACUUAUAUUCAAGAAAAUAUACCCAUUUCUUCAACUUCAAAAUAUAUUUCCACAAGUGAACCUCAAAUAAACGAAUAUCAAAAUAAAAACAACGAUAUUGUUGAAAAUAUAUUAAAUUAUUCUUCAACAUCCACAUCUACAUCUACAGUUACCUCUACUUCAACAUCCACAGAAACGUAUCCAGAGAUUGACAUAAGAUAUGAAGAUGAUGAACAAAAAAGUACCAACAAAUCUGUUCCACUUCCAGGCGGGAGAAGAAUUAUUGGUGUUAAGGAUAAUUGUCCUGAAGGACAAGCUUUUAUUUCCGGCUCAUGCAGAGAAGAAAUGUAAAUAAAUCUCAUAUUUUGUUUAAAUAAAUUAAUUCAACAAAAAUA
Brassicogethes aeneus is the source of this 1019-nucleotide messenger RNA. The record is from the annotation of a GenBank genome assembly. Lineage: Eukaryota; Metazoa; Arthropoda; Insecta; Coleoptera; Nitidulidae.